AUGCGAACUGGCCUCUCCAAGAUCGUACGAAUGGUGGCUCAUAACGUCGGUCAGUCGCAAGUGACUUUCAUGGCGGAUCGAGCUCUCGCUAAUUGGUUCGGUCGGUAUCUCGGCAAAUACUGGCAACGAAAAUACAAGUUUGAUCUUAAGAAGGUCCAGGUGUCACCAUCGUGUACAGCGCAUGUACUGAGUCGUAUCGCAGCCGCUCAAGAGCCUCCGGAGACUUCCCGAUGGUUGAUGUAUCUGCAUGGUGGUGGUUUCUGCAUGCUGGAUCCGCGCUACUACUACGGCCUGGCAGCGCAUAUCGCUAGAGAUGGUCGUUUUCAAGGAGUUGUUAUACCUGACUUUAGAUUAUCUCCGGAUUUCGGGUACCCAGCUCAACUGGAGGACUGCCUUAGUACAUACAACUGGUUGAGAGAAGACCAAAAAGCGGCAAAAGUUGCGAUUGCUGGUGAUUCUUCUGGCGGAAAUCUUGCGGCUGCGGUGACGUUGGAAAAGAAAGAUACGCCUCCCGAGGCGGUAGCGUUGUUCUCCCCCUUCCUCGAUCUGACUAUCAGUGGUGAGACCUACGACCUUAACGCCGACACCGAUCGGCUGGUGUCCAAGACCAACGCAAGACGGGCUGCUGAGAUGUACGUCUCUGGUAAAUUCGAACCAAUAACUACAGAAGAGCUCAAAAGGGAGGGCUCUAAUCCUCUGGCAUCACCAUUGUUUGCGAAGAAUCUCCCAGCUGUUUUCAAGUCCACCAAAUUGCUCAUUCACGCAAGCCUUAGUGAAGCCGUUUUGUGCGACUCUGUGAAGUUCUAUGAGAAAGUCAGCGGUGUGUCGUUGCCGCCUCUAUCUGAGCUUGUGAAGCAGAAGGAGUAUUCACGGCAUGAAAAAAACGGCAAAGUAUUGGAAUUAUUCCCCCAUCAGCCACAUGCUUUCGAGGCUUUCGCGCCGAAGAAACCCUCGAGCGAGUUGGCCAUUGAGUCUGUCAGCCGAUUUUUCAAUAAGAGCCUCGCCGAUUCAGACGCCACCACAGAGAAGUCGAUUUAUCGUGACGGUGAUAAUUGA
Molecule: messenger RNA, 1056 nt
Organism: Perkinsus marinus ATCC 50983
Lineage: Eukaryota; Perkinsozoa; Perkinsida; Perkinsidae
Product: Esterase, putative
Exons: 9
Coding region: 1-1056 (351 amino acids)
Molecular function (GO): hydrolase activity
Source: RefSeq, a predicted model, not a curated record